AUGAAACUCUCGUUCAACAACCGAAAGGCCGACCCUAAUAGCAAAGAUCCAGCUUUUAUCCCGGCUGAAAUUGAGGAGGCUCUUAAAGUUACUCCUGACGUCCGAGACUACGCUGGAGCACAUGCGAAGUAUGACCCAGCCGAAAUUGCACUAGUACGCCGGCUCGACUGGAUGAUCAUGCCCAUUCUCUGGUUCAUGUACUGGCUCAACUACUUGGAUCGUAAUGCCAUCGCCCUAGCGAGACUAAACACCCUCGAAGAAGAUCUCAACCUUUCCUCGACAGAAUACCAAACAUGCGUCUCCAUUCUCUUCGUCGGGUACGUCAUCGUCGGCAUUCCCGCCAACAUGGUCGUAACACGCGUCCGCCCGAGCCUCUGGAUGAGCUCCUGCAUGGGCGUCUGGGCCAUCAUCAGCGCCCUCACGGCAGUCAGCCAGAACUACACGGGCCUGCUACUCACUCGUUUCUUCCUCGGCAUUACCGAAGCUCCGUACUACCCCGGUGCUCUUUAUGAUAUCAAUCCUGUAUACGGGAAUAUCCUCGCGACGGCAUUUGCUGGCUUGAUCGCGCUAGGAAUCUUCCAGAUGCACGGGAUGGCCGGCAUCGCAGGCUGGAGAUGGCUCUUCAUCAUCCAGGGCGUAGUCACGUUCAUCAUCGCCAUAAUAGCCUUCUUCAUCCUGCCCGACGAACCACUCACGACGCGAUGGCUCACCCCUGAAGAACGCAUUCUGGCCAACGAGCGUAUCCUACGAGAUACUGUCGGAAACACUGGGCAGACGACUACUUGGUCUGGUCUCUUCGAGGCUGCCAAAGAUCCCAAGGUUUGGCUCUUCACCGUGAUGCAGCACUGCCACCUUGGCGCCAACGGCUUCAAAAACUUCUUUCCGACUGCUGUUGAGACGUUGGGCUUUGAUGAGACGAUUACUUUGGUGCUUACUUGCCCUCCGUAUUUCAUUGCUGGAAUAAUAUCGAUUGCAUGGUCUUGGUCUUCGGGAAGAUUCAACGAACGCACUUGGCACAUCACCAUAGCAAAGACGGUUGCUGUGUUCGGGUUCAUCCUUGGCUGUGCCACCCUCAACACGGGUGCCAGAUACUUCUCCAUGGUCGUCUUCUCUGUCGGCACGUAUGCAGUGAACUCAAUCAUACUAGGGUGGGUCUCGGCGACUUGCUCCCAGACGAAGGAAAAGAAGGCGUCUUCCCUCGCCAUCGUCAACUGCAUUGCCGUCGCAUCAUUCAUCUGGACACCGUAUAUGUGGCCCAAGUCCGACGAGCCCCGAUAUGUCAUGGCGAUGUCUUCGAGCGCGGCUCUCAGUGUUGCUACUGCCAUGGGCGCGUGGGCGAUGCGGCUCUGGCUCAAGAGUGAGAACAAAAAGAUCCGGCAAUCCGAGAACGAGAAUAUUCUGUUUUAUGCGUACUGA
This is a messenger RNA of Colletotrichum godetiae, 1416 nucleotides long. RefSeq names its product major facilitator superfamily transporter. The record is from RefSeq and is a predicted model, not a curated record. NCBI's taxonomy places the organism in Eukaryota, Fungi, Ascomycota, Sordariomycetes, Glomerellales, Glomerellaceae. The transcript is spliced from 7 exons. Gene Ontology annotation, cellular component: membrane. Gene Ontology annotation, molecular function: transmembrane transporter activity. The coding region runs from base 1 to 1416 and encodes 471 amino acids. Gene Ontology annotation, biological process: transmembrane transport.